This is a messenger RNA of Funneliformis mosseae, 858 nucleotides long. The record is from the annotation of a GenBank genome assembly. NCBI's taxonomy places the organism in Eukaryota, Fungi, Glomeromycota, Glomeromycetes, Glomerales, Glomeraceae.
AUGUCUCAAUAUUUAAUAGACGUUCAUGCUCACCUUUAUCCUUCUUCGUUUCCAAAUACACCAAUUGAGGAAAUCCUUUUACGUGCAAAAGCUGCGAACGUAAAGUCGAUAGUUAAUGUAUCAGAAACUGUUGAAGACGCUAAAAAAAUAUUGGAAUUGAAAAAUGAUGCGUCAUUAUCAGAUUCAUUAAGAGAAAUUAUUGAACCCUGUGCGGGUUUGCACCCUGUACAGCCUGUAGGGACUAUGAGUUUAAUAAGUACUGAUCAAGCUAACAGUAUGCUUGAAUUCAUUCGGAAAAAUUCAGCCGAAUUAAUCGGAAUUGGUGAAGUUGGGUUGGACUUUACUCCCCAUGUUUUACAGAAUGCGAUUGAUUCAAACCCUAAUCUGAAUCUAAGCACAGAAGAAUUAAAAAAAAUACAACGUCAAGUUUUUGCGCAACAAAUUGCACUUUCUCUUCAAUUCGACCUUCCCCUAAAUGUUCAUUCGCGUAGUGCUGGACACUAUGCCUUAGAUUGCUUACGAGAUUAUGGUGCAAGAAAAGUAGUAAUGCAUGCUUUCGAUGGUCAAGUAAAAUAUGCAAAAAAAGGAGUCGAAAUGGGAUUUUUUUUCUCAAUACCACCUUCAAUAAUUCGGUCACCUCAAAAACAAAGAUUGGUGGCAGAAAUUCCACUAUCAAACCUUUUACUUGAAACAGAUUCUCCUGCAUUAGGUCCUGAAAAAGGAGUUGACAAUGAGCCGAAUAGCAUUAUCAUAAGUGCAUCGGAAAUUUCCAAAAUAAAACAAAUCUCGUUUGAAGAAGUUCAUCAAACCACAGCGAACGCGCACAGGUUAUUCACAAGAAUCGUCAAUCAUUAUUAA